CACCCGCGCACGAUGGGCCUCCUCGCCCUCGGAACCCCGCUCGCGUGGUCCGACGCCGCCAAACACGCCGACUACGUGCGCGAGCACGGCAUCGAGCAGCUGCUCCACAUCUGGGAGCGCCUCAAGGACCGCACCGGCGACAGGCUCCUCUGGGGCGACGAGGUCGAGUACCUCGUCAUUUCGUACGACGACGAGGGCAAGAACGCCCGCCUGUCGCUCCGCCAGACCGAGAUCCUCGAGGACCUCCAGGCCGACGCCCAGGAGCGGCGCGACAAGGGCAAGGCGGCCGCGAGCGACGCCGAGGCGGGCGCCGCCCCAGGAGGAGACUGCUCGAGCGUCGGCGGUGCCGAGGCCUGCAUCCCCGUCUUCCACCCCGAGUACGGCCGCUACAUGCUCGAGUCGACGCCCGGCGCGCCCUACGGCGCCACCCUGUCGGACCUCCUCCUCGUCGAGGGCAACAUGCGCUUCCGGCGACAGCUCGCCAAGUCGCGCAUGAAGCCGCACGAGGUGCCCCUCACCCUCACCGUCUUUCCCCGACUCGGCGCCGAGGGCGUCUUUACCGACCCGUACUUCAAGCCCGGCGGCGGCGUCGCGAGGAGCCUGUUCCUGCCCGACGAGAUCAUCAACCAGCACGUGCGCUUCCCGACCCUGACGGCCAACAUCCGCCGCCGACGAGGGUCCAAAGUCGCCAUCAACAUGCCCGUAUUCGUCGACGACAAGACGCCGAGGCCGUUCGUCGACCCGACCGUGCCGCGCGACCGCAACGACUGGCCCGAGGACAAGAACGCUCGCGACGGCGCCGCCCUCGACGACCACAUCUACAUGGACGCCAUGGGCUUUGGCAUGGGCUGCUGCUGCCUCCAGAUCACGUUCCAGGCGUGCUCGGUCGGCGAGGCGCGCCGCAUGUACGACGCGUUCGUGCCCGUCGGCCCCAUCAUGCUCGCCCUGAGCGCCGCAGCGCCCAUCUUUCGCGGCUGGCUCGCCGACGUCGACUGCCGGUGGGACGUCAUUGCGGGCAGUGUCGACGACCGGACCGAGGAGGAGCGAGGGAUCAAGCCGCUGCAGCACGACCGGUUCAAGAUCCCCAAGUCGCGGUACGACUCGGUCGACUGCUACAUCGCCGACUCGCCGUCGAACCGGCCCGAGUACAACGACAACGACAUGCCGAUCGACCCCAAGAUUCGCGACCGCCUCGUCGACCGCGGCAUGGACCCGCUCUUGGCGACCCACUUUGCGCACCUCUUCAUCCGCGACCCGAUCGUCAUCUUCGAGGAGACCAUGUGCCAGGACGACGAGAAGAGCAGCGACCACUUUGAGAACAUCCAGUCGACCAACUGGCAGACGGUGCGCUUCAAGCCGCCGCCGCCCGGGUCGCCCAUCGGGUGGCGCGUCGAGUUCCGCUCGAUGGAGGUCCAGCUCACCGACUACGAGAACGCCGCCUUCUCGGUCUUUGUCGUCCUCCUCACGCGCGCCAUCAUGAGCCUCGGCCUCAACUUUUACCUGCCCAUCUCCAAGGUCGACGAGAACAUGCACCGCGCCCACCAACGCGACGCGAUCCACACGCAAAAGUUCUUCUUCCGCAAGAACCUGUUCGACCCCAAGCCUGGCCGGCCGUGCGACCCGCCCUUCGACGCGCCCAUGCCGUCCUCGUCCACCUCGGCCUCGGCCUCGGCGAUGGGCUCGGCGGCGAGCGUCAACGCCCAGGUGCCCGUCGACGAGCCGCACCCGGCGCUCGCGCAGAACGGCGACGGCGGCGCGCCGGGCAGCAACGGCGUCCUGCACGCGCGCGAGCGCAAGGAGAGCGGCGCGUCGUCGUCGUCGGCCUCGGGCGCGUCGUCGUCGGCCGAGGCGCCGCCGAGCCCGAGGACGUGCUGCUCGUCGCACGCGUCUCACGCGCCUUCGCGCGCCGCGUCGCCGAGUGCCGGCGGCUCGUCGUCGUCGUUCGCCGACCAGCAGCAGCCGCAGGCCGAGCCGGCGUUCGGGCCCGUCGAGGACGAGUACGCCGAGUUCACGCUCAACGAGAUCAUCAACGGCGCGCCGGCGCAAGGGUUCCCGGGCUUGAUCGGCGUCGUGCGCAUCUACCUCGACGGGCUCGAGCGCGAGGGGAGGGUCGGCGACGACGUGCGCAAGGGCAUCGAGCGCAGCCUCGAGCUCAUCCGGCGACGAGCAGACGGCUCGCUCGUCACGCUCGCGACCUACAUCCGCCGCUUCGUGCGGUCGCACCCGCUGUACAUGCACGACUCGCACGUCUCGCAAGAGAUCAACUACGACCUCGUGCGCGCGCUCGACGAGAUCGAGCGCGGCGAGCGCGCCGCGCCCGAGCUCCUCCCCGCCGGCUGGCGCGACGAGUACGCGACCGGCGGCGGGUUUGAGCGCGCGUGCGGCGACGUCCUCGGGCACCAGAAGGGCGCCAACGGUGCGGGCGCGGCGGCCGACCUCGUCAAGGAGGCGGUCGAGGUCGGCGCGAGUGUCGUCGAGGACAAGGGCCUGUGCGUCGGGCCGAUGGAGCCGGCACCGCCCGCUCAGGCAUGAGCGUCGAGCACUUAGAGCGGCAUGGUGGAGCGAGGGCGGUGGUACACUAUCAGCUCGGCGGGCGUUGGCGGACAGGAGGAGCAGCCUCUUUUCCUGUCUCUCUCUCUAUCUCUCGCCCUCUCUCGCUCCAAUGGAUCUCUCGCAUCGUCUCGUCUCGUAGACUGUACACCCGCACUCUGGAACGCGCACAAUCGCAGUCUUAUUGAUUCAC
Rhodotorula graminis WP1 is the source of this 2743-nucleotide messenger RNA. RefSeq lists its product as uncharacterized. The coding region runs from base 13 to 2532 and encodes 839 amino acids. The transcript has 9 exons. Gene Ontology annotation, biological process: glutathione biosynthetic process. The record is from RefSeq and is a predicted model, not a curated record. Gene Ontology annotation, cellular component: glutamate-cysteine ligase complex. Lineage: Eukaryota; Fungi; Basidiomycota; Microbotryomycetes; Sporidiobolales; Sporidiobolaceae. Gene Ontology annotation, molecular function: glutamate-cysteine ligase activity.